This is a messenger RNA of Molossus molossus (Pallas's mastiff bat), 1492 nucleotides long. RefSeq names its product SLC2A4 regulator (gene SLC2A4RG). The transcript is spliced from 8 exons. NCBI's taxonomy places the organism in Eukaryota, Metazoa, Chordata, Mammalia, Chiroptera, Molossidae. The record is from RefSeq and is a predicted model, not a curated record. The coding region runs from base 1 to 1095 and encodes 364 amino acids. Gene Ontology annotation, molecular function: DNA-binding transcription factor activity; RNA polymerase II cis-regulatory region sequence-specific DNA binding. Gene Ontology annotation, cellular component: nucleus. Gene Ontology annotation, biological process: regulation of transcription by RNA polymerase II.
AUGGAGGCCGAGCGCCCCCCGGCGCCCGGCCCGAGCUGCGGGCACCCCCUGCCCCGCGGCGCCGGCCCGGAACCCGCGGCCGCGCCUGUGUCGGUGCCUGCGCCGCCGCAGGGCCCUGCCGUGGGCGGCGGCUUGGCGGGCUCGGAGUUCGCUCCUGCGCAGGAGCCAGAGCCACGGGCCCCCGGGACGUGGGCGGGGGCGGCAGCGGCAGCUGGGCCCCCGACGCCGUCGGCGCACAUCCCGGUGCCAGCGCACAGAGUCCCCCGAGCAAAAGCCCGGCUGGAUGAGGUCAUGGCUGCCGCAGCCCUCACAAGCCUGUCCACCAGCCCCCUCCCGCUGAGGCCCCCAGCUGCAGCCUUCAGCACAGAGGCCUGCUUGGAGCCCUGGCCUGAGACCCUGGUGCAGCCGGCAGGCAGCUACAGCAGCAGCAGCAGCAGCGGGGACUGGGGCUGGGACCCAGCCAGUGAGCAGUCCUCUCCCUCUUCCCCAUCGCCCCCUCUGCCCCCCGAGGCAGCGUUCCUGUUCGGGGAGCCUGCCCCUCGGAAGAGGAAAAGCUCAAUGCAGGUCCUGUUCCAGUGUCUGUGGAAGCGCUGUGGGAAGGUGCUGAGCACGGCCUCCGGGAUGCAGAGACACAUCCGCCUGGUGCACCUGGGGCGGCAGGCAGAGUCAGAGCAGAGUGAUGGCGAGGAGGACUUUUACUACACGGAAUUGGACAUUGGUCUGGAGGUGCUGACCGAUGGGCUGUCCAGCCUGACCCCAAUGUCCCCGAUGGCCUCCCUGCCACCCACCUUCCCCCACUUGGAGCUGCCGGAGCCCCCAGCCUUGCCCAGCCUGCUGCACCCGCUGACCUUACCCCCACCCCAGGUGUGCCACAGCGACCACUCCUACCAGGGCUGCCUGGCACCCACCCAGCUGCAGCCACAGCCCAGCCCAGCCGGAGCCUGUGUGUCAGCCUUACCCUCCAAGCUUACUGCCAACCUGAGGAAGCCCCGAGGUGACGCCAAGAAGUGCCGGAAAGUGUACGGCAUGGAGCGCCGGGACCUGUGGUGCUCGGCCUGCCGCUGGAAGAAGGCCUGCCAGCGCUUCGUGGCCUGAGCGCCGUGGCCUGAGCCCCUCCGGGGCCGCUCCCACCUGCAGGCUCUGCUUUCUUAGUGGGGGAGGGGCGUCAGUGACCCUGGAUCCCCAGAGGUGGGAGAGGUCCCACCACUCAAAGUGCCUCUGAAAAAACCAGGCUUUUGCACUAAAGCCACACCAGGGUCCCUAGGGUGGCCGCCCUCCCUGCCUGUCCAUGGACUUGUCAAGGGUGCUGAUGGGCCCGGCUUUGAGGCCACGUGGGAGCCAGACCUGGAUGCACUUUGAGGGGGGUCAGGAGGGGCCUCCCCCACCGCACUUAUCCUGAUGGUUCAAGGGCCCUGGGGCUGACAUUUGUACCAUUUGUGAAGCUCAGGUGUCUUGCGUCUGGGCUGUGCCAGGCGAGGAGAAAAAUUAAAGA